AUGCGUGGUCUCCUUCUCAUCAGCGGGCUUGUGACCAGCGUGCUGAGUGCACCAGCCUCACACGGCGCUCAUGUGCUACACCAAAAGCGAAGCGAGGAAUUGCAUUACGAUGCAUGGGAAAAACGUGAAGCCGCAGACCCUAGCACCAAGGUCCCCGUCCGCAUCGCUCUGAAGCAGCGGAAUCUAGAGCGAGGGAUGGACUUCGUUUUAGAAGUGUCCGACCCGACUCACACAUCGGGAAAGUACGGGCAGUGGUAUACCCGAGAGCAGAUCAUCGACCUCUUCGCACCCUCGGCAGAGUCUAUUGCAAAAGUUAAGGAUUGGCUAAUUCGAGCCGGAGUUGCUGAGGAGUCUAUAGUGGUGCCCAACACUAAAGGAUGGGUCCAUUUUGACUCAACCGUCGGCCAGCUCGAAUCGCUUGUCAAGGCUGAGUACCAUAUCUAUAAUCAUAUAUCAACUCGUGGUGAGGGAGAUAUCGAUCAUCUUGGCACCGAUGAGUAUCACUUGCCAGAAGAGGUCGCCGCACACGUCGACUUCAUUGUGCCCGGCACAGCCUUCGGCCGGCUUGGCGCAGGAAGGCGCUUACGCCGACGGAAGAGUGGUGUUGGAGGCACGGGCGGCAGGCCGGUGCGUCCUCUGCCGCUGGAGCGGCGAUCAUGCUCUCCCUUGCAAGCAGCAGCCAGCCAAGAUUGCCCUCUCGGCUCAAAGCGGUGUGAGGUCUUCGCACACGGAAUCGCAAGUGACUGCGGCCGUACGAUUACUCCUGACUGUCUCCGAGCUAUGUAUAACAUCCCGAUGGGCAAGUACGCGAACCCGACCAACAGGUUGGGCAUCUACGAGGCAGAGGGUGAACUCUACGUGCAGUCUGAUAUGGACAAGUAUGUGAGAAAAGUUGCACCACACGUGCCGCAGAACUUCACGCCUGUUGUUUAUGAGAUUGACGGCACUCCCGGUAUCUCGACGGACCCUGACCAGGUGAGUGGCUUUUGUUUGCUCCGGGGCGCCGGUGGUGAGUGCAUGCUUGACUUUGAGAUGGCGGUCCCUCUCAUCUACCCGCAAAACACUGCCAUGUAUAUGGUUCCGGACCCCGGUUAUGACAAGCCAGGCGCCUGGAACCCUUUCCUUGACGCAAUGGAUAGUACGUAUUGCAACCGCACAUCGCAUGGAUAUACAGGAGAUACGCCAAAGAUCGACGGCAACUUCUCUCGGCAUGACUGCGGUACAGUAGCGCCAACUAACGUCAUUUCUAUAUCGUACGGUCUCACCGAGCCUUGGUAUCCAGCCAGGUAUGGUUACAGACAAUGCGACGAGUGGAUGAAGCUAGCUCUUGCCGGCACCACCAUUCUUGUCGCUAGCGGCGACGACGGUAUAGCAGAUCGCUCACUCCAAUGCAUGGGCGCCAACCAUACGAUAUUUAUGCCAGAUGCGACAUGCGACUGCCCUUAUAUCACUGCUGUAGGCAGUACCGUACUUCAGAACCAUAAGCGGCCCGGAGACACGGAGGUAGCAACGGAAUCCUUCUCCUCGGGCGGCGGCUUUAGCAAUAUUUAUAAGACCCCUAGCUACCAACUCAAGGCCGUGCAACAAUAUCUCACUAAAUACCCGCCCGCCUUUUCCUCAUACAGCACUAGUCGUGGCCAGAUUCCUCAAAACGGCGGGGUAUAUAAUCGCAACGGCCGCGCGUAUCCGGACCUAUCCGCGGUCGGGGACAAUGGCCUUGUCGUAGUAGGAGGGGACUUUGGACUCUCCGGUGGCACGUCUAUGUCGGCGCCUAUAGUCGGCGCCAUCUUUACGCUCAUCAACGAGGAACGGCUUGCCGCCGGGAAGACACCAAUUGGCUUCGUUAACCCCGUGCUAUACCAACACCCCGAAAUGUUCAACGACAUCCUUGUAGGCUCGCAGCCACUCGGCGGGCCACAUAAUUGGGGUUGCAGCAACAACGGCGGGUUUCACUGCCAGGAGGGCUGGGAUCCCGUCACAGGCAUGGGCACUCCUAAUUAUAAGAAGAUGCUGGAGGUGUUUAUGUCAAUUUGA
Purpureocillium lilacinum is the source of this 2034-nucleotide messenger RNA. NCBI's taxonomy places the organism in Eukaryota, Fungi, Ascomycota, Sordariomycetes, Hypocreales, Ophiocordycipitaceae. The record is from RefSeq and is a predicted model, not a curated record.